AUGACCAUCCAUAUUGACGCCUUUAUCAUCUCGGAGAAAAGCUUGUCAAGCGGCCCGCCAGUCACGAUCGAGUUUGGUGUGGCUUUGGUUCUUCUCAUUAACGUGCUGUCAAUAUUCUACGGAAGCAUUUUGCCUGUUCAGGAUGAGAAAAACCAAAUCUUACAAACUAAUGUGUGGCUCACGAUGAAAUGGAACGAUUUUCAGCUUCGAUGGAACCCUGCUGAUUACGGAAACAUUUCAAGUCUUCACGUACCUUGCGAUCGAGUAUGGCUUCCAGAUAUUGUAUUAUUCAACAAUGCUGAUGGAAACUAUGAAGUCUCUUUUCGAUCAAAUGCUUUCGUCGAAUCAAAUGGAAGUGUCACCUGGGUGCCGCCAGCGAUGUUCAAGAGCAGCUGUCGUAUAGACGUUGAAUGGUUGGUUAAUUAACU
Messenger RNA from Strongylus vulgaris, 428 nucleotides. The record is from the annotation of a GenBank genome assembly. NCBI's taxonomy places the organism in Eukaryota, Metazoa, Nematoda, Chromadorea, Rhabditida, Strongylidae.